GGAUCGAACGAAUCGAACGGUUCCCCUUCUCCGCCGGCCGGCGGCGGGCGUACGUCCUCCGGCGACCACCGCCGCCCCGCCGCGACAGGAUGAAACCCGAUGUACAUGCUCGUAUUCCGCAGUAUCGUCAUCCCAUCAAGGGACUCGCCACGCACCCCCGAGGGAGAGCGACCGCGCCGCCGCCUCACCGGCCGCCCGUCACGUAUGGCCGGAGCCAGAUCGCGAGCGGGUGGCUCAAUUCUCCGAUUGCUCCGGCUGUCCGGCGUGCCGCGCGACGGCGUCCUUCUCUCGGCUGUACGGGGACGCCCUCCGUCUCCGCCGCUAUGACUUGCUGACUUUGCGGGGGGCAGACGCGCGCAUGGCACCAGCGGGCGCACGACGGUGACGGCGGAGCACAGCAGCUUCAGCAGCUGCAACUGCCAAGUAACUAAAGCUGUCCAAGCAAGCACACGUAUACUUAAGCUAGCUGAAUCUCCGGAGUCCCGGACCGUUUCAGAUAGUGCACUCUCUUCCGCGUACCACUACUGUACCAACAGUGGCAUCCGAGCUGAUGUGAGAAUUCCUGAUGGUGAAUUGGUGAUGGCCACAGCUGCCGGCCCCCACCAGCAGAGCAGAGCAACCACCUGACGUCAUGCGUACCAGUCGGACCACCAACCAAUCCAAUAGCCAUCAGAUUGCACUGCAGAGUGAGUGCUGGUUUAUCAAGGAUGAUUUUGUCAUCAGGAAAGCUUUCUUUAUAUAAAGGACGGGCAUGUAGCUACAAAGUAUUAGCUCUCUUAACACUAGGCUGAACUGCCCAGAGAAGAAGAGAGUGACAAGCAAGAUCGAAGAUCGAAUCAAGCUACCGCCAUGGGAGGAGCAGGGGAAGGCGACGGCCAGACGGAACCGCUCCUCGAGAAGCUCUCGAAUUCCUCGUCGUCGGAGAUUGACAAGAGAACAGGAACGGCAUGGACGGCGACGGCGCACAUCAUAACGGCGGUGAUCGGCUCCGGCGUGCUGUCGCUGGCGUGGAGCGUGGCGCAGCUCGGCUGGGUCGGAGGACCGGCGGCCAUGGUGCUCUUCGCCGGAGUGACCCUAGUCCAGUCCUCCCUGCUCGCCGACUGCUACAUUUUUCAUGACCCGGACAACGGCGUCGUCAGGAACAGGUCCUACGUGGACGCUGUGAGGUUUUACCUAGGUGAGAAGAGCCAGUGGUUCUGUGGCUUUUUCCUCAACAUCAACUUUUUCGGGAGUGGGGUGGUGUACACACUCACCUCGGCCACCAGCAUGAGGGCGAUUCAGAAGGCAAACUGCUACCACCGGGAAGGGCACGACGCGCCGUGCUCCGUCGGCGGAGACGGCUACUACAUGCUCAUGUUCGGGCUCGCGCAGGUGGUGCUCUCGCAGAUACCGGGCUUCCAUGACAUGGCGUGGCUCUCCGUCCUGUCGGCGGCCAUGUCCUUCACCUACUCCCUCAUCGGCUUCGGCCUCGGCGUCGCCAAAGUCAUAACUAAUGGAGUGAUCAAGGGAGGAAUCGGGGGGAUCGCCAUGGUGUCCGCGACGCAGAAGGUGUGGCGAGUCUCGCAGGCGAUCGGGGACAUCGCGUUCGCCUACCCCUUCGCGUCGGUUCUGCUGGAAAUCGAGGACACGCUGAGGUCGCCGCCGCCGGAGAGCGAGACGAUGAGGACGGCGUCGAGGGCGAGCAUCGCGGUGACCACCUUCUUCUACCUCUGCUGCGGGUGCUUCGGCUACGCGGCCUUCGGCGACGCCACGCCCGGUAACCUCCUCACCGGCUUCGGCUUCUACGAGCCCUACUGGCUCAUCGACUUCGCCAACCUCUGCGUCGCCGUCCACCUCCUCGGCGGCUAUCAGGUGUACUCGCAGCCAGUGUUCGCGGCGGUGGAGCGGCGGAUGGGCGGCGCGGGGGCGGGCGUGGUGGAGGUGGCGGUGCCGGCGGCGGUGGCGUGGCCGUCGCGGUGGCGGCGCGGCUGCCGCGUGAACGUGUACAGGCUGUGCUUCCGGACGGCGUACGUGGCGGCGACGACGGCGCUGGCCGUGUGGUUCCCCUACUUCAACCAGGUGGUCGGGCUGCUCGGCGCCUUCACCUUCUGGCCGCUGUCCAUCCACUUCCCCGUCGAGAUGUACCUCGUGCAGAAGAAGGUGGCGCCGUGGACGCCGCGGUGGCUCGCCGUCCGCGCCUUCAGCGCCGCCUGCCUCGCCACCGGCGCCUUCGCCUCCGUCGGCUCCGCCGUCGGUGUGUUCUCCUCCAAGACCAGCUAAUAAUUGAAAUGCAUCAGCUCGAUCAGCAAAUGAAUCGAAGAAAGAUGGUCUGUAAAUAUCAAAGGAAGUGUUAAUUUGUUCUUGUAUGGAGAGAGCAUUUAUGUACAGAUCGGUAAAAUUAAAUGCGCAAAAUGGCACUUAAAUCAAUGGUCAA
Messenger RNA from Oryza sativa Japonica Group (Japanese rice), 2413 nucleotides. RefSeq names its product probable amino acid permease 7. NCBI's taxonomy places the organism in Eukaryota, Viridiplantae, Streptophyta, Magnoliopsida, Poales, Poaceae. Gene Ontology annotation, biological process: amino acid transmembrane transport. Gene Ontology annotation, cellular component: membrane. The record is from RefSeq and is a predicted model, not a curated record. Gene Ontology annotation, molecular function: amino acid transmembrane transporter activity.